Messenger RNA from Gavia stellata (red-throated loon), 1770 nucleotides. RefSeq lists its product as uncharacterized. NCBI's taxonomy places the organism in Eukaryota, Metazoa, Chordata, Aves, Gaviiformes, Gaviidae. The record is from RefSeq and is a predicted model, not a curated record.
AUGACCGUGGGGGCAUUUAAGGAGCGAGAGCCCUGGGGUGCCCACUCCCAGGAGAGCACCUCCCUCAGGAGGCAGUAUCUCCCCUGGGUGCCCGUGGCAGGUCUGCGGCAGAGGACGCCAAAGAUGCCCAUGGAUGAGGAGGCGACAGCCCAAUCCCAGUCCACCGACAGGCCGCAGAGCCGGCAGAGGAGGCGCCAGAUGGACCACAGACAGCCACAGGGAGAGCCGCAGGGCAGACAGAGCAGAGUCUCAUCCCUCCACGGGGACAGACUGCCACGGCUCCCCUGCCCAGGAAGCUCGCAGGCCGCUGGGAGCCACCGCGCACAGACGGACAGCCUGGCGCGCAGGGUGGCACCGCCCUGCAGCAGGGUGACGCGGGACGAGGCAGACCGUCUGCCAGCCUUGCCGCCUCUCCCCAGGCAGGCAGCAGCACCCGGGCACGAACCCGCAGCUCGGCUACCAGGAGCUGCCAGCACCUGCCCCAAGCUGCCGCCUCUGCCAGCAGCACCCUCUGCAUCUUCUGCCAGGGGCAGGGAAACGGCCAUCAGCACCACACUCGUGAAUGAGGCCCUGGGCAAGCCUUUCACUGGGAGCCGGGGACCCAGGCAGCAGCCGGCGGGGGCAGCAGGGGGGACAGUCCCACAAGUGCCAGAGGACAAGCCAGGGGCCUUGGCCGAGGAGGAGGAGUGGGAAGAAGGCAGCAACAGAGAGCUGUCCCAAGGGGAAGACACCACCUUCUACAACAUCUGGGUCAAUGAGGCCCUGGGCAAGCCUUUCACUGGGAGCCGGGGACCCAGGCAGCAAGUGCCAGAGGACAAGCCAGGGGCCUUGGCCGAGGAGGAGGAGUGGGAAGAAGGCAGCAACAGAGAGCUGGAGAGCACCUCCCUCAGGAGGCAGUAUCUCCCCUGGGUGCCCGUGGCAGGUCUGCGGCAGAGGACGCCAAAGAUGCCCAUGGAUGAGGAGGAGACAGCCCAAUCCCAGUCCACCGACAGGCCGCAGAGCCGGCAGAGGAGGCGCCAGCCAGAGGACAAGCCAGGGGCCUUGGCCGAGGAGGAGGAGUGGGAAGAAGGCAGCAACAGAGAGCUGUCCCAAGGGCGGGAGACAGCCCGGUGCCUCGUGAAUGAGGCCCUGGGCAAGCCUUUCACUGGGAGCCGGGGACCCAGGCAGCAGCCGGUGCCACAGCGGGACCUGGCACAAAGCAUGGAUGUGGCAACGGCAGCAAGGACACCUGCAGCGCCUCAGGACACCGAGUCUCCCUUGGCUGGAGAGGAGAGCACCUCCCUCAGGAGGCAGUAUCUCCCCUGGGUGCCCGUGGCAGGUCUGCGGCAGAGGACGCCAAAGAUGCCCAUGGAUGAGGAGGCGACAGCCCAAUCCCAGUCCACCGACAGGCCGCAGAGCCGGCAGAGGAGGCGCCAGGCUCUCCUUCCCCCACAGGCAUGGCCGCACUCCCACACCCCCCAGCUCGACGGCGAUGGCCCUCCUUCUUCAGGAGGGCGCUCCGGGCUCUGCGCACAGCUUUCCGCUGUACCUGCAUCAUGGGACAGCAAGAGGAACAGCGCCCCGCUGCCAGCACCAUGUGGCUCUCCGAAGAUGGCAGCUGGCCCUGAGCCUGCAAGCAUCCACAAGGAGUGGCAAGGGGAGGCACGCGAGGGAUGGGUGCAUGGAUAGCGCCCCAGGCAUUCAGCUGCCCUGAGGACAUUCUGCUGCCAGCCUCCCUGCUACGAGGAUGAGGGCAAAGGCAAGCCACACAAACCUGAGCCAGAUGCGUGA